AGAGCGAAAGGUUGUCUGAGGAAUAAAAUUAAGAAAGUAACACUAUGUACUAUAGUUCUACAUUGUUUUUAUCAUAAAAAAAAUACAGUGCGAUAAGUAUUAUGUAUUUAGAAGAAGUUAUAUUAGAUGGUUUUAAAAGUUAUGCUAAUCGCACAGUGAUUUCUGGAUUUCAUCCAAAAUUUAAUGCGAUUAGUGGAGCAAAUGGCACUGGAAAAUCUAAUAUUUUAGACGGUAUAUGUUUUGUUAUGGGAAUAAAAUCUUUAACUCAGAUGCGGGUGUCAAAGAUAGAACAGUUAAUUUACAAACAAGGCCAAGUGGGAGUUUCUAAAGCAAGCGUGACAUUAAUCUUUCGAAAUAAUGAUCGGCUAACGUCACCAGUGGAUAUGAGCCAUAUGGAAAAAAUAACUGUUACAAGACAAAUUGCUAUAGGAGGGCGUGAAAGGUUUCUAUUAAAUGGUCAUAAUGUUCGUAUGACAGAUAUUCAAGCAAUGUUUCAAUCGGUUCAGCUUAAUGUGAAUCAUCCUCACUUUUUGGUAGCUCAGGGUCGCAUUACUAAAGUCAUAAAUAUGAAGCCUCCUGAAAUUCUUGGACUUAUUGAAGAAUGUGCUGGAACAAGACUUUAUGAAUUAAAACGGAGUGAAUCAACUAGAAGAAUUUCUAUAAAAGAGUCCAAGCUCGAAGAAAUUAAUAAGCUUGUGAGCGAAGAAAUUGAACCUGCUAUUAUGAAUCUUCGAAAAAAACAGGAAGAAUAUGCUAAAGGAUUACGGAUAGCUGAAGAUAUUUCUCGUUUAGAAAAGCAAUGUGUUUUACAUGAAUAUUUUAGGCUUUUACAAGAUAUUCAACAAGUUGAAAUGUUAUGUGAUAAAGACGAGGCAUCUUUAAAGAAACAUCAACACGAUAUUAAUUUUUCCAAAAAGCAGCUUGAAACCUUACAAGAAUCGCUUACACAUGAAUCCGAAAAACAAACUGGAGAUAAAAAAACCCUGCAGGAAUUAAUUGAUGAAGAAAAAAAAGCGUCUCGUAAUAUGAUAACGCUUUCUGUGGAACUGAAAGAAAUUGAAAAUGAUAAAGCUCAGUUAGAAAAGCAAAUUGAAGAAUUGCAAGAAACUUGGCAAAAAGACGAAAUCGAAGCCAAAAUGAUUUUACAGCUGACUGAAAAAGAUUUCAGUACUGAAAAAGAAAAGGUGGAAGCUUUAGAUAAACUUAAUGAGAAAAUGGACGAUUUGCGAGCCACUAUAGAAGAAGCACGCACUGGGUGCGUGUCAUUUAACGCAUCAAAAGAAUUGCAAACUGUUACGUCGCAUCGGAGUACCGUUCGGGACAAAAUAGUGGAUGCCGAAAUACGUUUAAAAUCCUUACAAGCUGAAACAAAAACCCUUGAAAUUUUUUUAAAAAAACGUGAUGAAGAAAUUUUAUUACUACGAAAAUCUAACGCCCGCGCUCAUCAAGAACAUGUAGGUGCCGAUAUUCAGACAGAUAUUGUGAACGUCCAAAAACAAAUUGAUGAUUUAAAACAUUGUUUAAAACAUCAAGAUCAGACGUUAGAUGAUCUUAAAUUGGCUCAGUCGACUCUUCCCAAUUUACAAUUGGCCCUUAAUGAACUUGAUGAUACUAUUUCUAAUUUGAAGCGAGGUUUAUUUCAUAUAACUCGCAUUCACGAGGAAAACCCUCAAGCGGCGAAUGAAGGGAUUAAGGGAGUGGCAGCAGAGCUUUUUCACGUCAAAGAAGAGUUUUCAUCUUAUAUUUUAGCUUUAGAGGAAGCCGGUAAAAGCCGUUUACUCAAUAUCGUCGUGGAUAAUGAUGACACAGCAAAACGUUUACUUGACAAAUAUAAAAAUAUUCGUCGAAUCACUUGUAUUCCUUUGAAUCGCAUUCAAGCGCAAGAAAUUUCCGAUCACGUGGUUCAAAAAGCGAAACGUGUAGCAAUGUUGCCUUCUGAUUCGCUUGAUUUAGUACGUCCUUGUGAUGUUUUAAGCUGUGCAUCCCCAGAGUAUAAUAAGGCACUUUGUUUUGUAUUUCGUCAAACCUUAUUAUGCGCUCUUCCUGAAAUUGCUCAUAAAGUGACAAAUGACGCAUCUUUACAAUUGGUAACGAUAACAAAGGAUGGUGAUCAUUAUAAUCCUGCGGGUUCUAUAAGUGGUGGUUCAUCUUCCGGUUUUAAUGGCCUUUUGAGUCAAUUGGAAAAACUGCGUGCAGCACAAAACGAGCGCUUGUUAGCCAGUGAAAACUUUAGAAUGGAAAAAAAAAAGUAUGAAGCAUUAAAAAAGAUGCGUGAUCAAGAUAGUGAAAAUGCAACCAAAUUACAAAAACUUCAAUUGCAAUACGACAAUUUAAAUAUACGUUUACUGGAACAAAACUCUCUAGAUACUCAAAAAUCUUUAGAGAAUCAUUUAUUGGAGCGAGAAAACAUUGUCAAAAAAUUAGAAAAUCUUCGCACUCAAGAAAUUCCAAAGCUUACGGAAAAUAUUUUACCCAAAUUAAGGGAGGAACAAAACAUUUUACAAGGCUCUGAUGAAACACGGGAAGCUUACAUGGCAACAUGCCAACAUGAAAUGGAGACUUUAAAAAAAAAAGAAAAACAAUUCAAAGAAACCUUACGACAAUUGAAAGAUAAAAACAGUGAGAGUCAUCGGCACUUAACUGUUCUUCAAGAAAAUAUUAAAUGCGCCAAAGAAAUGAUUUCUCAAAAAAAAAAUGUUGAUUUACCUAAACUUAUCCAGUUACAAAAUACCUUGUCCACAACGUUUAACGAUUCGGUCACAAGUCAUACUCUUUUAAUAAAGGAAAUUGAGAAAAUUAAAAAAGCUAUAGGGCUUGAUGAGGAAGCGGGGCAACGUUUUCAUGAAUCAAAACAAGAACUGGAGAUAUUCAUUGAAGAAACGGAAACAAAAAGUACCAAGAUAUCCCAUAGUUUAGCACAGAAUAAAAAAUUAUGGAGCGAUUUGGCUAAGAAACGGUCUGUAAUGUUACGAGAAAAAGGAUGGGUCGCAACAGAGGCCACGAAACUUAACGAUCAAAGUGAACCGUUUCAUUUAGCAGAAAAAUUAGAAAAAUUACAAUUAUUACGUGAUUCCUACGAUACUCAACGCAAACAUAACAAAAAUGUGAUUGCUUUGUUAGAAACUUCUGAAAAAGAAUUUCAAGAAUUGAAAGAAAAAAAAAAUCAAUUGAUACGAGAUAAAAAGAAAUUAGAGCAAUUUAUUGAAGAAUUAGAUAUUAAAAAACGUGAAGUGUUAGAAACAUGUUGGAAGCAAGUCAACGAGUCUUUUUCGGAAAUCUUUUCAAAUCUUCUACCCAACUGUAAUGCUCAAUUAUGCUUGACGUCGACUAACAAGAUAGAAGAUGGUUUAGAGAUGCAGGUUAUGCUGACGGGAGUUACCAAGAAAUUUUUAGGAGAACUUUCGGGGGGCCAAAAAUCCCUACUAGCCUUAUCAUUGAUUUUAGGUCUUCUUAAAUAUAAGCCAGCCCCUUUCUAUAUCUUAGAUGAAAUUGAUGCCGCACUCGACAUUAGUCAUACUCAAAGAAUAGGUCAUAUGAUCAAAUCACAAUUCGGACGUUCUCAAUUUCUCAUUGUAUCAUUAAAACAAAAUUUGUUUAAUUAUGCAGAUGUCCUGUUUAAAACAUGUUUUAAAAAUGGAACGUCGUGUGUUUUAAGGGAAACCAACGAUAACAGCUUUGACAAAAAACGCAAAAAGAAUGAAUUACAGUGAAACAUUGUUUAGUCAAAUACCAUCCAACAUUUUCGCCUGAUGCUUAUUAU
Messenger RNA from Hylaeus volcanicus, 3760 nucleotides. Its product is annotated as structural maintenance of chromosomes protein 2-like. The record is from RefSeq and is a predicted model, not a curated record. NCBI's taxonomy places the organism in Eukaryota, Metazoa, Arthropoda, Insecta, Hymenoptera, Colletidae. Gene Ontology annotation, molecular function: ATP binding; protein binding; ATP hydrolysis activity. Gene Ontology annotation, cellular component: chromosome. Gene Ontology annotation, biological process: chromosome organization. Bases 102 to 3710 code for a protein of 1202 amino acids. The transcript has 33 exons.